AUGACGCGUUAUUUUGGAAGGGAUACAUUGACCUUUCAUUAUGAAAAUUACGCACUCGAAUGUAUUUCUUCUGAAAGUGAUGUCAACCUCUCUAUUGACUUUGUACAUAAGUCAUUAAAGAAAUCCUGGUUUCAUAAAAUAAAAAUGUUCUUGAAUUGGUCUUGCAGAAAAAUUUUUACGAAAUGCUUCAUACCCGAUAGAUCUCUAUCUUUGGCUAAAAAAGUUCAAAAUAUCCACAAAGUUAUCACCAACACUUUCCCACCUGUCUUCUUUCCGAAUCUUUCAAUAGAAUAUUUUACGCCUUCGUUUGCGCAACAAUUGCAUCGACAAAUUGGUAACGGAUUGAUUAACAAUGCAGGUCAAUAUAGAACGCGAUUUGUUAUGACAGCACAAGAUAACCUUAUGUAUUUAGCACCGGAUUUAAUAGAGAACAGAAUGAAUGAAUUACUCCGUCAAUGUAGAGAGAAAUUUGAAAGGACGGAAUGCUUUCUCUCCUAUUUCUUACUAAUUCAUCCUUUUAUAAAUGGAAACGGAAAAGUAGCGAGAUUACUUUUGAAUUAUCUGUUAAUAAGAUUCACUGUAGUACCAUUUUCUUUAUAUAUAGGAACGAAAACGCGGGAUGUGUAUUUACAAUGUCUACGUGAAGCACAGUGGUAUCAAGACUCGUUCAAACCUAGUGUACUUGCAUCUUUUAUACUCGAAUGCAUACACAUGACAUCUUAUAACUUAUGUGUAGUAAUGGAUAUAGAAAUUCAAGAUUCCACUAUUGAAUCUUAA
Messenger RNA from Diversispora eburnea, 777 nucleotides. Lineage: Eukaryota; Fungi; Glomeromycota; Glomeromycetes; Diversisporales; Diversisporaceae. The record is from the annotation of a GenBank genome assembly.